AUGAAGCUUCUACUUAGUCUGACCUCUUCGGCGAUCACCACGGCCAUACUCGGGAAUGCCGCUAUCGACUUACUUGAUCCUCCCUGUGACUUCCUCCUUCGCAGCUCCCACACCAUGCUCACUCGCUCUGUUCAGAGGCAGUUGCCUCGGUAUUUUGGCUCCUUUCCGCUCCGCUCGCUUUCAACUACCCCAACCACGCAUGAUGCCAACCCCUCGACCGAUACCACGCCCGCAAGACCGCACACCAUCGAUCCGCGAUGGCUUACAAUGAUAAAGAGACGGGUCGGGAAGUGCAUGAUGUUUGGGCUGAAACCGGAACAGGUGGAAGAAGGCGGCAAGAUCAUGCAGCUCUUAGCGCGCAACUGGCGAGAAUUGCUAGCUGGAAGCGAAGGAUUCUUGACCGACGAGAAGAGGCGGAGCUUGUUCCGACAUAACGUUGUAUGGGGUGAACAGAGCUUUUCUGCAGGACAUGUCAACAAUGUCACUUAUGCCAGAUACGCAGAGACGGCGCGCGUAAAUUGGACCCGCAACAUUGGCAUCCACAUUGAUCCUGCUAAUAAGAAAGCUUGGUUAAAUCUCCUCAAUUCAACAGGCAUUGGAUUGAUCCUGCGAAGCAUAAAGAUUGACUAUAAAUUUCCCAUGAAGUCGCCCGAUAAGAUUACUGUCUAUCAAAAGCUUAUCCCCGAUCCGUCGUCACAUCUCGCUUCACAAUCCGCCUUCCAGCUUCAGGUUAUGAUCUUGUCAGAGGCUCACCAACGACCUGCUGCUCGCUGCCACGAGGACAUCGUGACGUAUGACUAUAAGAAGAACCAGAAGACUCCCGAGUUACCCCCUUUCUUAUAUGACCAAUUUAAGGUCAUUUGGGAGCUCCAGGAAAAGUCCAAAUUAGAAUGGCAGCAGAAGAUCCUCAAAAUUGAGAAUCGAGUGCGGACUCUCGAGGUUGAAAGUUGGGACCGCCCCGAUGCCGUCGAGGAUACUGGGUCAGCAAAGCAAUAG
Molecule: messenger RNA, 996 nt
Organism: Penicillium chermesinum
Lineage: Eukaryota; Fungi; Ascomycota; Eurotiomycetes; Eurotiales; Aspergillaceae
Product: thioesterase family protein
Exons: 4
Coding region: 1-996 (331 amino acids)
Molecular function (GO): fatty acyl-CoA hydrolase activity
Source: RefSeq, a predicted model, not a curated record